This is a messenger RNA of Pistacia vera, 1037 nucleotides long. RefSeq names its product protein NUCLEAR FUSION DEFECTIVE 6, chloroplastic/mitochondrial. NCBI's taxonomy places the organism in Eukaryota, Viridiplantae, Streptophyta, Magnoliopsida, Sapindales, Anacardiaceae. The coding region runs from base 138 to 416 and encodes 92 amino acids. The record is from RefSeq and is a predicted model, not a curated record. The transcript is spliced from 3 exons. Gene Ontology annotation, cellular component: mitochondrion.
GAGGCAGUACUAGCCGUGAACCCAAACACUCCGCAGGGUUUUAGCUUCACUCCUUCAGAAAGCCAAAACCAAAACCUCUUAAACACAAUUUCUUUUCAAUAGAAAAAUUACUUUAUUUACUGAUUCGGAUAUCGACGAUGGCGUCAUUCUCCGCCGCCAGAUCCAUUUUCCGAUCCAGCUCGGUUCGCAAUGCCGCAGCAAAGUUAGGUUUCCAAGCCAAAACCAAAGCGACUCGCUCCCACUUUGGCGUCUCCGCUAAGAAACCCCUAUCUCUUGGAACUCUCAGGAGCCCCGUUCAAACGAGCUUUUGUGUGGAAUCAUUGCUGCCGUAUCAUACUGUCACUGCUUCGGCUUUGAUGACGUCAAUGCUUUCCAUCUCUCGCCGCAGUUACGGCUCGCUUCCUGACGGACUGUAAUAUCCUCUACUCAUUCGCAAUUGCAACCAGGAGAGGCUCCAAGUUGAACCUUAUCGCCAAAUUGAGUGUAUUAGAUGUUUUGACUGCUUUGCUUAUAUUCCUGCCAAAAUUUGGAUCAGGUUUAGUUGUAACCAGUUAGCUGAAUCUUGAAGCUUACAGGUGUAUCCCCACCUUAUUUGUUUAACCAAAAGAACAAGGUUUUCGCACUUUUGUAUUUCCUCAGCAACACAUAAUAUAGCAGCCGUCUUUUAUUUGCGGUUUACUUCUUGGCCCAGCUUAGGAGUUAGGUUUGUGCCUUUGCUUAUGGAAGCAAUUAAGUAUCAAUUUACUGAUAAUCCUAUAUCAGUAGAGAGCUAGCAAUUUCGAGCAAGACUAUAUUCCCUAGCCCAUGUUUGGGUGCAAUCUUUUGUUUUGUUGACUAUCACGAAUUCAUUUUAACCAUAGUUGAGUACCGCAAAAGACACGCUCAAUGCUGAUGGAAACAAGUCUAUAAAAGCUUCCAAAGCUGUCUCUGAUUAUACGAAAUGCAAGUAAAAAACAUCCAAAUAUUCUUAUUGCCAACUAGGACGUCAUUGAUUUCUGAUCAGACCUUUAACAAGGGGUGUUCAAAUUACCCGCAAU